Messenger RNA from Blepharisma stoltei, 369 nucleotides. Lineage: Eukaryota; Ciliophora; Heterotrichea; Heterotrichida; Blepharismidae. The record is from the annotation of a GenBank genome assembly.
AUGAUAUUAGGGAAAAUAAAUAUAUGCCAUUCGUACAGAUUCCAAAAAUACUCAAGCUUGACCAUAGUAUUUGGUGGGCAAUAUUCGAGCAUAACAGGCUCUGAUCUUUACCCUUAUGCUUGGGUCAAUUUUUACUACUCACUGGGUUGAACUAAAGCCCCAUUUCUUAAAAGGGAGCAUAAUGUAUCUCUUAGAGAAUUCCUCGUAAUUUUAAUUCAAUUUAAAAUAAAACUAAGCAUAUGUCAUUCAUUAAGAUUCCAAAAAUCCUCAAUAUCGAAUGCAGGAUCUGGCAGGCAGUAUUUCGCUCUCUGAAAUAUCUGCUUUUACCCUCAUCUUAGUCUAUUAGUACUACUAGUUGGGUAUAUCUAA